ACUUGGGCCGAUUCUGGUCAGUCAUUCAUUUUGAUUCCUGGCCAAUUCCUCGUUGUUGGGGAGAUACAUGAUAUUCGUUUAAAGAGUAUAUUAAGUAGAACGUAAUUAGAUACAGGCUAAAAUAUGCAAUAUUUUUUAAAGAGAAACGGCGCUGGCAGACAGGAUUUAGUUCACCCCGGUCUCUGGCCCACACUCCAGUACAGGAGGGUGCGGUAAUGCACCAUACCUUUGGACGCCAACCACCGAUGAACCCCACCGAAGAAGCGGCCAUUUUGUUAGACGUUUGACGGCUAGGGAGAUUAGCUGACGCCUUUCGUAUUGUUUUUUUUACCUUACCCUCACAAAUUGGAGGUGUAAUUACACUGGUUCUUAUAAUUGAUCAAGUAUAAUUUAUUUUGCGAACAGGGUCGACCUCGUUUUUAAAAACGUAAAGAAAUUGGGCAAUAUUUUGUGUAUCAUAUUCGUGCGAGAUCCUGCUAACCAUUCAUGUUGCAAGCGUGUGCGGUGUUUAUUAGCCAGGAACACAGGGCCUUUUCAGCUCUCAUGGCCACCAUCUAUCGAUUUUUUUAAACAGCUGUCUGCCCCGUGAACGCACAAAUUAGCAAAACUUUUAUCUUUCACCCAAUUUGUAUUACCCAAAUUAGAUUAGAGACUCCUUGGAAUAUCGCUUUGCUAGCUGGUUUUGCUAGCUAAUCGACAGAACCCCGCGUGCGCCAUUAGCUGUGAACGUGAAUUAGCAAUUAGCUAGCUUGCUAACUACUUCCUAAUCUAACUUCGAGACCAUGGCAGAGUUGUACAUUCGCGUGGCAGAGGACGAAAACGAAGAGCCAAUGGAGAUCCCAUCGGAGGAUGAUGGGACUGUUUUGCUGUCAACGGUUGCAGCCCAGUUUCCCGGAGCGUGCGGCCUACGUUACAGGAACCCUGUGUCUCAGUGCAUGCGAGGCGUCCGUCUAGUUGAGGGUAUCUUGCAUGCACCUGAGAAUGACUGGGGUAGUCUGGUGUACGUCGUCAACUACCCAAAAGAUAACAAAAGGAAAAUGGAUGAAAUGGAUGCUGCCUCUGCGGUUAAAAUGAAGAGGAGUAUUGAGAAAACAUCAGACCUCAUUAUCCUUGGUUUGCCUUGGAAAACAUCUGAGCAAGAUUUGAAAGACUACUUCGCCACUUUUGGAGAAGUCAUCAUGGUGCAGGUCAAAAGAGAUGUUAAGACUGGGAACUCAAAGGGUUUUGGUUUUGUUCGGUUCACUGAGUACGAGACUCAAUCCAAAGUGAUUUCUCAGCGACACAUGAUUGACGGAAGAUGGUGUGACUGCAAACUACCCAACUCUAAGGCAGGUCCCGAUGAGCCCAUGCGCAGCCGUAAAAUCUUUGUUGGCCGCUGCACAGAGGACAUAACCACUGAUGAGCUCCGGCAGUUCUUCAUGCAGUAUGGCGAGGUCACUGAUGUCUUCAUUCCCAAACCCUUCCGGGCUUUCGCCUUUGUGACUUUCGCAGAUGACCAGGUUGCUUCAGCCCUGUGCGGAGAGGACCUGAUCAUCAAGGGUGUCAGCGUGCACAUCUCUAACGCUGAGCCUAAGCACAAUAAUAGUAGGCAAAUGAUGGAUCGUGGGGCUGGUGCGUUCGGGGGCCAGGGCUAUGGCGGUGGUCGUGGAGGGAUAGGGAGCAGUGGCAGUAGCGGGGUGAAUUUCGGGGGGCUUAGCCUUAACCCAGCCAUGAUGGCCGCCGCUCUGCAGAGCAGCUGGGGCAUGAUGGGUAUGCUUGCUAACCAGCAGGGUCAGACCAAUUCGGCAGGUACCGCCGCUGCCGGGCAGACCAGUGCCACCCGGGAUCAGAGCCAGGCCUAUAGUUCUAAUAGCACAAGUUACAGCAGCCCCAGCUCAGCUAGCCUAGGGUGGGCUGCAGGCACCAACUCUGCCUCCGGCAGUGGCUUCAGCUCUGGAUUUGGCACCUCUAUGGAGUCAAAAUCAUCAGGUUGGGGAAUGUAGAAAACUUUGAUUUAAAGUCCUAUUUCUAGAUUUAUCUGGUAAGUAUUUUGAGGGGCAAGAAAGAGUUAGUCAUAUCUUAUGUCCCUGCUAUUUAAAACUAUAUUGCCUUUCAUUUUGUUAAAGAAGACAUUUGACUAUUCAUAUGUUUGUGUGUGUGACUAAUUCUGUAGGAAAUGAGUGCACAGAGUGGUUGAAGUGUAUAGUUCUUUAGGGGUAAACUGCUACACUACAUGUCUUUUUUUUUUCCUUGAGAAAAAGUUAUUUAGUUUAAGACGUGACAUGAUGACUCUGCAUGCUAAGUAGAUAUUUCUGAGAUGCACGAGUAUCACGAAAGCCCCCCUAAACCACCUGUAUAUGGUCUUGAAUUGGGCUUGAGGUUUAAUCUCUGUAUGCAGUUGAUUGUCUUUUUUGUUUGCCGUUUUAUGGAAAGCCUUCAUGAAAAUCUCUUCAACAGUUAACUCUUCUUCUUUUUUUGUUGUUGUUGAAUUUCCUGGAAAGAAGCCCCUCAUUGGCAGCAAUGUUUGACCAAACUCAGUAUCAGUACCCCUCUUCCCAUGUGUAAAUGCUUUGCCAUCGAAAGACACAGCUUCACUCUGCAUAUACUGUUAGACUGUGGGUGUUGUCUUUAUCUCCCCUUUUUAUGGAUCAAAACAUCUUGUCUGCUUUAUCACUUGAGAACAAAGCGAUUGGUAGUGGCCAAAGAGUGAGAGACUGAGUGGGAAAAGCAGUGUGUAAAGGACUGGUUGUGCGAUGCUGAAGAGACAGAUGUCUGCGAGAGUUGAGAAGAACCUGUGGCUUUGUGCGAGUGUGUUCCAUAUGACCAUCAAAAGGACAUUCAUCGUAUCUUGAGAUCCCGAAGGUCUCCUUUCUCUAUUUCUAUCAAGCUUAAUCUUGAACACAAUGGAAUGUUUAGUGCUAUGAAUAUUUGUAUCCUUUCUUGCUGUCUGAUUUGACGUGGAUGCUGUAUGGUGUGUAUGCUUCAUUUUCUUCUUGUUCCUACCCCUUUCUGUGUGAAAAUGUGACCUGCUGUUGGUGAUUGUCUGUGUUGAGAGCACUGGGGGAGCUUGGAGGAUUGUGAACUCGGUGUGUCUUUAAGAGGGUGAAGUGGCAAGCGUUUGACGAGCUAUUGACAUUUUGUGUUAUAGUGUUUUUGAAUGCAUUUUAUAUGUUUUGUGAAUCAAAGGGAAUUCUCAAAUAAAACAAAAUUUGACUAGG
Messenger RNA from Oncorhynchus tshawytscha (Chinook salmon), 3197 nucleotides. Its product is annotated as TAR DNA-binding protein 43. The record is from RefSeq and is a predicted model, not a curated record. The transcript is spliced from 5 exons. Lineage: Eukaryota; Metazoa; Chordata; Actinopteri; Salmoniformes; Salmonidae. The coding region runs from base 783 to 1982 and encodes 399 amino acids. Gene Ontology annotation, biological process: regulation of gene expression. Gene Ontology annotation, cellular component: nucleoplasm. Gene Ontology annotation, molecular function: RNA binding.